CAUAAGGUUUUAUUGAUAUUAUUUAUUUAUGAUAACACACAACCAACAUCCUGUAAAUGUGCAAGUGUUUGCCGUCUGACUGAAUUAACUGCAGUCCUUUGGUAACAUGUUUUGGAAGCCCUUAAAGCGAAAAUACACGAACAACAGCAACACUAAACAUGGAUUUUCAAGGCUGAAGUCGUUCAGAGCAACAAGAAACUGCAUUCUCGACACAGUAAUAGAAAACAUGGCUUCUGGCACAUUUGCCGUGCAGGCAACGUGAAGGAACGACACACAGCUGAGCGAUUUGAUGCGUCUGUCAGCUGACUCCGGCUCAGAUUUAAUAAGUCACAGAACAGUGAUCAAGUUAAGUGUCCAGUUAUGGUUGAAGAUGAGCAUCAUUACGAGAGGCGGGAGUGAUUUGUUUUCAGGUUAUUUAACACAAGUUAACCCUCAAAUGGAGUCGCCUUGGCGCUUUGUUGCAUCAAUUACAACACUUCCGUAACUCUUAAGACAGAAUAUAGUUAUUUUAACCAAAGUCAUAAUGUUCUCCUAAACCUAACUCAAUAGUUUUGAUGCCUAAACCUGACCAAACUGCUGCCAUUUCACAAUGUUAAUAACAGUCCAAAAGUCAGUGAAGCUUUAUUUUGAAAAUCUAACUGGACUUUGCAUUUAACAUACAGUUGCUAUCCCGACCACUGUGUGUGUAAAACUGAUGCUAAAGAGGCAGAUGGAGCUUCACAGUUUAAGGUCACUCACCAAAAUGACUUGUUUGGCAAUUUGGAUAAGAGAGAGAGAGAGAGGAGUCCACCUCUCCACACCUGUGAAGCUUUCCUCACCUGCGUCUGGAGCCAGGCUAGCUGGUUCCACCUGUUUCCAGGCUUAAUGCUAAAAUAAUCUCACUAAUGUCUCCUUGACGUACUUUCAUAUUGCAGGAUUAAACAGCUCACUACAUUGUUCAGCGUUUCAGGGAUUACUGUUGUGUGUUUUGUCUUUAUUUUAUUUUAUUUUUUUUUAAAUCCUGCGUAGUUUGCCUUUAAACAGCUCCUGUCAUCAGUCACAUCCUCCGAGAGCCUCGUGUGAUGAUGAUUUUUCACCGUCACUGAAAGAUCUUCUCACUUUUUUCCCCGCAAUCGAACAAAACACUGAGGCUGCUUUGUCUUGAGCACGAGCAUCUGUUCUUCAAGUCCACCGUACUUUAGGUUUUAAACACAUCUUGUCAUUGGUCGAUCCCGUCUGAGAAACUUUCACCCCAGGUUGGCAACUUUCAGCCACUCUGACUCGGUUUGGCUGUUUGUUUUUAACCAGCCCAUCAGAUGGCAAUGUGGAGCUAGUUUUCCAGAUCCGUCACGGACCGUAUUGACAACAGUGUCUUCAAGUAUCAACCUGUGCCCUGAGGUUGUGACUUGGUCUGAUUAAUUUUUUUUUUUCUUUUUCUUUUUUUAAAAGUUCCCAGCUACAGGAUUGUCCUCCUUCCUUGUGGGCGUGUUUAGAGUGUAAACACACCCAGCGAGUAUAUCCACCAUUUGUCACCUAGCAGGGUGUGGAUUGCCAGGUUUUGUUAGCUCACACUCACUUGAUUGUUCUCAGGUUUGAUGGCAGCGCUUGUCUGUGUCAGCUGGAAGUGGGAGUGCAGCAGGACAUAACAGACUAGAGAGAGAGAGUGGCGUACCUGGAGCUCACUGAUACACGUCUGGACUGAGGAGGAGAGAAUGAGAAAAUGCAGGAGGAUGAAAAUGCGGCGGCACAGGGUGUUCUUGCUGUGCACGGUGGGCCUGUGCGUCAUCUCCUUCCUCCACUACUACAAGGCCCUCCACUACGUCUCCCUGCUGCGCGAGCUCUCCGCCCCGUACCCCAACAUCAAGUCCUUCAUCAUGGUCACCGGCUUCUUCUGGCGGGAGAAGGGCGCGGCCGCCACCCCGCUCAGCCCCGCCUCCCCUGAAGAGGCCCCUCCCCUACCUGUUCUCCGCCAGUCGGACAGCAAAGGCAGACCCCUGCCGGGUUCUUUGGGAGGCGGAGGAGGAGGUGGAGGUGGAGGAGGAGGAGGAGGAGGAGGAGGUGGGGGGCUGGGCCUGGGGAUCGGUGGGGUCAUGGUCGGAGGCGCUGGAAUCAUUGGCAGCGCGGGGUUGGAGAUGAGGUUGAGGGAGGAGCCAGCGCCCCCUCACCCGUGGGAGAAGCCGGAGGAGAACCAUCGAGGAGACACUCCGAAUGAGGAAAGAGUUGAAGACCAUUUGAAGCCGCGGAACCCGAGCCACCCAGCCCAACCUGCCGGGCCGGACCUUCCAGAGGUCCCACUGGCGGCGAGAGACCACCACGUGGUGUUACAUAAGGACCCGUUGCCUGACCCCUUAGAAAUGAUGGGAGACCUCCACACCCGCACUCACCAGCUUCUGGACGACAAAACCCCGUACUUUGUCCGAACCAAAGCUGGGGCCCUUUGCUUCAGGCAGGGGACGGAGGUGGCUACCCCAAAGGAGUACUCUGGGAAAUCAGGGGGGUCUGUGGGCAACGGAGCCGGGGAAGGUGCUCGAGCUGUGGCAGCUGGGCAACGGAAACCACUGGAAGUCCAGCAGCAGCCCUCCCUAGCUCCAAAAGCCAAGGUCAGAAGCAGGGGGGGCAACGGGAAGCGGCUGGUCAAGUGUGUGUGUCGGCCCGGAUGGCACGGCCCUUACUGUGGCGUUCCCACCAUGGUGUACCACUCCAAUCUGCCCACCAAGGAGCGGCUGACGCCCAGAGAGACCCCGCGGAGGGUCAUCAACGCCAUCAACAUCAACCACGAGUUUGACCUGCUGCACGCUCGCUUUAAUGAGCUCGCCCAAGCCGUCGAUCUGUUCCUCGUUUGUGAAUCCAACUUUACUGCCUAUGGAGAGAGACGGCCUUUGAGUUUCCUGCGCCUCCUCCUCAACGGUACGUACGACUACGUGCGUCACAAGAUCCUCUACGUGUUCCUCGACCACUUCCCAGAGGGGGGCCGGCAGGACGGCUGGAUCGCUGAUGACUACCUGCGUACCUUCCUGACCCACAACGGCAUGUCCAGGGUGGUGGGCGCGAGACCGGACGACGUCUUUGUCAUCAACGAUGCAGAUGAAAUCCCGGCGCUUGAUGGCCUCCUUUUCCUCAAGCUGUUUGAUGGCUGGACGGAGCCUUUCGCCAUCCACAUGCGCAAGUCACUGUAUGGAUUUUUCUGGAAGCAGUUUGGCUCUCUGGAGGUGGUGUCAGGCUGCACGGUGGGGAUGCUCCGCCACGUCUACGAUGGAGACGGCAUCAAGCUCCGGCGUCGCGAGUACUACACCAUGCCCGGCUUCCGUAAGUACGAGAACGACACAGGCCACAUCCUGGUGCAGUGGUCGGUGGGCAGCCCCUUUCACUUCGCCGGGUGGCACUGCUCCUGGUGCUUCACGCCCGAGGGGAUCUACUUCAAGCUGGUGUCGGCGCAGAACGGAGACUUCCCGAGGUGGGGCGACUACGAGGACAAGCGUGACCUCAACUACAUCCGCGAUCUGAUCAGGACCGGGGGCUGGUUCGAUGGCUCCCAGCAGGAAUAUCCCCCUGUGGACCCCAAAGAGCACAUGUACGCGCCCAAGUACAUGCUGGAGCACUAUGAACGGUACCGCUACCUCCUGGAGAACCCUUACAGCAGAGGGUCUAGACUGACAGAGGGCUAGGAGCUCAGCUGGGGAAAAGAUGAGUGAAGUAACUAGUCAGGCCUGAGUGAGGCCUCAACACUGAGUUUUUUUGGGGCGGAACGGUACUGAUGAACUAACUCUCUCAUUGGAGCGAUACCACGUGUAUCUCCACCAGGCAGCACUGAUGUUGCAGGGAUUUAAAAAUCUCUUUAAAAUCAAAUCAUUAUUUUGGGGUCAAAAAAAAAAAAAACGAAAAACAAAAAAGAAGAAGAAGGGAGCACUGAGUAACAUCCACCACGGAUUUACGGAGAGAUCAUUUUAGAGGAUUCAACCACUGGAUAAACAAAAUCAUAGAUUUCCUCAUUCCUCCCUUUUUGGGGGAGGAAAAGAAGCUAUCUCUCUUUUCUGUUACCCCGCUCCCCCAUCCUCCUUUUCUUCACCCGAGCCUGCUGAGAGUAACAGGGCCGCUUCGAAGCAAAGAGAUGGAUAUUUCACAGCCUUGUGAAACCUGUGGAGAUGAGAAACUUUGUAUUGAAGGACUGUUUUGUUUUGUUUUGUUUGUUUGUUUGUUUCCUUCCGUCUGUGUUCACUGAAGUUUACGGACCGAUGCUCACGAUUCACUCUCCACCUUUCAGAUGUCUUCCUAAUCAUAGUCGGUGACCUCCUUCCAGAAACAGACGCACGGUUCAGAUAUUAUUCUCGGGUCUCGGUAGAAAAAAAAAAAAAAUUAUAAAACCCUAUUUAAACCCCCCCGCUGGAGUACCCACUGCCAAAUGAAAAAGGAACGACUCGAUGGAAGUGUUUCCCCCGCUCAUUCAUGUCCUCACACUCAUUCACAUGCACCUUUAGGCCUGGAUGUGUGUUUUGUGGGGAAAAAAAACUGUGUGUGUGUGUGUGUGUGUGUGUGUGUGUGUGUGUGUGUGUGUGUGUGUAGCUGAUCGAAUGUUUUUUCUCCAGGAUGAUGGUUGAUGCAUGUGUGAUCUGUCUUUGUGUCAUAUUGCGAGGGUUUUGGGGCUGUAGAGGGAGGGUGGUGGGGGGUGUUUGCGAGACGAUCAGCGAGAGGAAACAGACGGUGAAAGAGAAUCGUUGGGUGGGGAGAAAGAAAGAGUGAGGUGGGAAUACAGCUCGAGCGAGACAGAAGGCAGGAGAGAGCGAAGAAUAAUGAGGGAGGAAGAGAGCGGUGAUGAAAAGGGAAGAAAGGGAGGCUCUCUCUCUCUCUCGACGUUCAUUUUCCCACAGUGCCUGCUGAUGCACGGGUGUCGCAGGCAUGAUCGUGCAGAGUGUGUGUGUGUGUGUGUGUGUGUGUUCCCUCAGCGCUCACAGACAGCGCUGAAUAAAUCAUGGCCCCUGUCGAUGGCAUCCGAGACGGAUGGAACUGGCUGUUGUUGUUUGUCCGACGAGAACAAUCGAGACCAGUCGGGGGAGAGAUCACCCCUCAGUUUUGUCUCUCCGUCUAGCCAGCAGCUGGGAUGACUUUGUUUCCUUGGAAACUGAAGUAUGUGAAAAAGGGAGAAGGAUGGGAUCGGUGUGUUUUUUUUUCCCUUUUUAAGAUGAGUGGGUGGGUUCAUAUCAGGCGAGGAGCUGCAGCGAUCAGACGAGGUCAGCGUCGGCUGCAGGUCCCCUCCGGUUAAAUAUUCCACUUUUCCGUGGCUGUCAAUCACCCGCUCACUGAAAACGACUCCGCUUUCUGUCCUCUUUCUUUCUCUUUUCAUGCCAUGAAGUGUCUUUUUCUGUCCGUCUUUGGUGUUGGUCUCGUCUUAAUCCUCACUAACAUGGCCAUGCUCUCUUCGGUUCAAUUAUAUUCUCUCUCGCUCUCCACACAUCCUCCUCUCUGUCUGAAAUGUUAAAUCUCCAACUCUUCCUUUAACUUUCCUUCACCCACCCACACACACACACACACACACACACUGGCUUUCACACUUAAUUUUGGGCGUGUUGUAUGUAUUUCCUGUUAAUCCUCACGGGAGCGUUUCAACAAUAGCAGUGUAUUUAUCAUCCCUCUGGCGAUGUCUCUGCAGGACGGGACAGGGCAGCCCUGUACCCACAGAUCUCGCUCAUCUGUACAUUUAGACGCUCGCGCCUCUCGUCUCCUCCCCGGCUGUCGAUGUCGGCUACGUGCCUAAAUCCCCCACGCCCCACAUCUUUUGGCAGGAGUCGGCGAUGUUGUGGAUGAUUUGGCGAGCGUGCUUCUUUCCUCUGUGGGCGGGUGUCACGAGGGCUCAGCUCAGACUUGUCAGGAGAGAAAGAAUCAUUGCAGAAACAUUAAACAAUGCUAGGAAGCAGCGAAGGAGGAGAGAAGGGAGCUAAACAGGCAGCAGACAGACAAGCACCAAUCAAAGCCAAUAAAGUCAUUGUUUUUUCUUUUAAUUGUAGAUCGACGACAUCCACCAUCUGCCACUUCAACGCCUGUCUGGGCUGUAACAGGUACUGUUUACCUCAGCUCCAGGCUACAUUAGGAGUGAACGGUUCCCCCAAGAGAAAUAAAAGAAAAAAGUUUUUCGGGGAGUAAACUCAAUAAGUUGCUGAUGGGUGAGGAUGGGACUGAGGACAUUUUAAAAUCUGCAAGCAAAAAAGUUUCAUUGCUGUAGUUUUAUUUUCACCUGAAGACAAGCCUGGCACAGAAUGUCUCACUACAGAACGCGUCCACCUGUUUCCACCUCGCUCAAAGUGUCCUUGAGUAAGACUUGAAUUAAAACCUCCACACGUAGCAUUCAGCCCCUUAACACAACCUUUUCUCUAACAGUACACUCGCACUAGCUUCUCUCUAUCAGUCCGUCAGCACGCCGGCUGUUAGCUCACGGUGGGAAACAGCAGAUUUACCCAGCAGGCCGCUGACAGUUGCGUCGGGCCUGUGCUGCCGCCGCCUCGAUGGCAGAGCGGUCUGCAGCAGCAGCUGUUUGGGGUUUGGCGUUGGUGCUGAGAGCCAAACUCCCAUCCAAACCCAUCCAAACCCCAGAGGGACUGCGGAGAAACGAGCUUUAAAUAGGACUUGACAUUAGACGAGAGACGAGAUGACGGCGACGCUGGAUGUGACGCUUUCAUUUUUUGUUCCUGAAUUAGAUUUUCUGCUGAUGAUUAAUGAAGAUUGAUGGGACAAAAAGAAACAGAUGAUGGAUUUGAAAAAAGGGAAGUAGGGUUAACACUUUACCCAAGAGGAGCUUGUGUAGGUUUGAGAUGUUAAAUCAUGAAAUUAGGCAGUUAUGUGUCACAGACGGUGGAUUUCGUGUCCAAGCUAUGAAAUUAAAUCAGUCGUUUGCAGUGCACUCCCUCCUGAAUUAAUGUUAAUGCUCUCUGUGCUUAUUCCGCCAAAACGGCAUUGAUGACUGUUUUCUGGUCGCAGCAGUUAACAUGAAACCGACCAAAAUGUCUAAUUUGAUCGCACAAAAAACAAACAAGACUUCUCCUCCUUCUCUCUGAUUUCAGGACCUCAAAUCACAACCAUGUGCAGAGUCGCUGCCUGCGUAGCAAAAACACACGUUCGUCCUCUCAUUUACACACAAUAAACAGGCAAGUUUGUGCUUUAUAGCGAAACGUAAUCUCAGAAACUGUAACCUUGGGGGUGUUGUUGUUCAAUCCCAUCCAGGGCUGGGGUGUGUGUGUGUGUGUGUGUGUGUGUGUGUGUGUGUGUGUGUGUGUUUAAGCCCUGCCACGAGGCAUUUAACCAGAGCUAACUCCCAGCUCUCAGCCUGCUGCAAUCAGGCUGCACAUCUGGCAAACAUGGCGUGCGUGUUUGCAUACGCGUACGUAUGCUAUGCACUUACAAAACCCUGUGUGUGUGUGUGUGUGUGUGUGUGUGUGUGUGUGUGUGUGUGUGUGUGACAGACGGAGUGACUCACGCCAGAUAAGGGUGUCUGGCCUCGCUGAAAGACAAGCCAGGGUUACUUCACUCGGCCUGUUGCCCCGCCAUCGCCACGGCAACCGUCCUUCUUGAUGAAUUCCUGAGCUCCCAAACAGCUCGAGGUCAUCAGACCAAGAUAGCCGACCCGCUAGCAUCAGAGGUGGAGGGAAGGGAGAGAGCAUGAUCGGAGGAAUCGCCAGACCUUGUUAACUGUACUUGCGCAAACCUGACCUGAGGAAAAAAAGAAAUAAAAAAAAUAGCAAUAAAAAUGCAAAAGCAUCUCAUUGCACGGUCGUUAUCAGUAAAUGUCGCAUCUCUGCAGAGCUGAGAAUAGUGACACAUGCGUGUGGUGUGAGCCAGUAACAAGCACACACACACACACACACACACCUCUUUUAUUUCAUCGAUUUGACUGACUCAUCGCAGCGAGCAGACAAUUUGCAAGAGGGACAGAGAGGUAGACUGAAACACUAAUAAGCCAGGAAUAAAACAUGAACAAGCAAUUAUUUCUCUCUUUUUUGUUGGAUUGAGCAAAGGCGGGAAAAACAGUUAAAAAAAACAGUUAAAAACAAAAAAGGGAGUCUUUUUUCAAACAAAGCCACAGCUUGAUGAAUGGAGGCUUGAAUACGCAAAAAAAAUAAAAGAAAAAAAGAGACAUUUCCGGAAUAAUCCUUCCACCGCUGCUCCCAGUGACAGUCGUAUCGGAUGAGGCGUGAUUAUGACACGCGGAGAGGAGGGAGGUAAUAAGCUUGACCGAGCGGUUUUGAUUUUUCACUUUGAUGAGGGGGAAAGUCAUCGCGGCGAUGAAAUGAAAGCCGUCCGAAUGAAGGGAGCAGCUCAUCAUCCCUGUAAAAGGAAAUCUAUAAACCGGCGACAAAGUCAAAACGCAGUUGUGAUGUUGAGCGACUGAAGCGGCGUGUGUGUGUGUGUGUGUGUGUCCUCGCUGGGCUCAUUAUGGAUUUAAAGUCUUUGAUAAACAAAAGAGAAAAGGAGGGACUGUGUCUUGCUCAAGGACACUUUGGCAGAUUGUGGCCACUCAGCAGACGGUAUAGCACCUAAACGAACCUGUGAUCUCUGCUGCUUCACAGACUGACUAAUUGCAGCACCGGCAUGGCGCCUGCUGUCAUGAUCCGUCCUAAAUUCAAUAAAGCAACAACAUACAGGGAAAUCAAACCAAAGACAGCUCGGCUCGGCUCUUAAUGUGAUCAGGUUUUUUUUUCAGGGCUCUCCGACCAACAAAAAUCAUCCGUGAUGAACUUGGCUGCUUGCUUCAGGUGAUUGGAACAGAGGGAAUAAAUUAACUGUAAAAUACAAAAAGAAAAAAAAAAAAAAGUCAACGAGAGGAGAGCGACUCCACCGCAGACACGAUUGGAGUUGCGUUGCUAGGUAACAUCCAGGCGCCGUCUUUACUUCCUUUCAGUUAUUGAUAUUAGCAACAGGAAAUGAACUUUGACUCAUCUGGAAGGUUAAUGUCGACUCCGCGGUUGUUUUCUAAAUAAACAUUUGCGAUGUUCCGUGCGCAGGUCGUCAGCUCCAGCAUAUUCAGUGUAUCAGACAUUAACUGCUGCAUAUUAUAUUCUCCCUGACUUCUGCUUACUUAUCGAGACGUUCAGGUUUAUUCCUGCACACGAGAUAUGUGCCCAAAGGCUUAAAAGAGUUCUAGUUGAAGUUUAGGGACUUGCAAGACGCAUAUUAAAGAAAAUAGUGAUCAUAAUUGCUGCAGCAGAGGUCCAAAAAAACGCUUCGUGCUACAUUUCCCACAACUCCAACCUGCGAACCCCCUCCCACAUGUCUGCCACCUGUUUUUAAAUCUGUGAUAAAUCUGCAGUCUGCGAGCCAAGAGGUGAAAUGACAUCAUUAUGACAUCACUCAGCAAAAGCUAAUCAAGAGCCGCAGGAAACAUUAUACAAAACACUUCUCACAGGCUGACAGGGUCCAACGAUGUCUCCUUAACCUGCUUGUGUAAAAACUGGCGAAGCGGCCCUUUAAUGCGUCCCAAGACGAGGCGACUUUGAAGAUGCAGAAAUUGGUCACGAAAAAUCAGAAACAUCUGUGUAGAAACGGUCACCGUCAGAACCCCGCAACCCCCGACCCCUCUGCUCGGCACACACACACACACACACACACACACACACACACACACACACUAACCAUCGACACAUGUUUUGUAGUAUUCAGCACGUGUGUGUGUCCUGUACAGAUGUGUGUCUCCAGGGCUGGUGGUGCAGCUCCACCACCACCACCACUACAGUCACCCCCCCAUCUGUUGUUGUGCUUGCAGAGCGGCUGGCUGUCUGUCUGUAGGGCUAACAUGCCUUCACGGCGCUGGCCCCCCUCCAGCCCUGUGGCUUCCACCGAUUGAUCUUUUCCAAGAAACAUUAGUGGCAGGCAGGCCGGAAAUCAAGGAGGCGGGUGUGAGAGUGUGUGUGUGUCGGGGGGGGGGAGUGACUCUGUUGUUGAAAUCAUUUCUUUUCUUCCUGUGGCUCCUACACGGGUCCGAAAAAGCACAGAAACCAUCAGAAAACUUUUGCCAUCACACGUAUCUGCGAGUAAAACUUGGUUGCAGACGGAUCCUGCUUUGAAUCCUCAAAUCUAAGUGAGAAAUUCCAUUCUUGUUUUUUUGGGAGUAGGAACCAGCUCCACGCCUCCGCAGCGACAGAAAGCUGCUGCUAUUGUCGUCUUGGCUGUAAACAUGUUGUUAUUCUCUCCGUGUGAGCGACGGAAAGCGUUCGCAUUCCGCAAGCUGAGCAAUCACAUUAACACCGACAGCUGCGGCGAUGUGUCACCGCCGAUUGGAAAGCACUCGGUGUUACUAAGCACAAGUGUUCCCCAAAAACAAGUGCACGUCUCUUUCAUGUACGUCUUUGUGCUUGGUUUUGGAAUUCAGGCCUGGACUUGUUAGUGUUAGACUGAAACAAACGGCGUGAAGGGUUAAGCUCACCCAAAUUCACAAAACGCUUGUGAAAGUGUCCAGGUUUGGUUCUUUAGCUGCCCAGAUUUUGAGAUCUCUCCUGGCUCUAUCACAAUGGAGGUCAGUCGAAAUUCAACGGAAUUUCAUUUGGUGCCCGUCCAGUUUUCCGUGGAACCGUUGAGUGCAUAUUCUGUGGAGUAACAAGAGAUUCCUGUUCCUGGAAAGAGAAAGCUGUGAAAACAACAAAAGUUUUCACUUCCAUUGUGCUGUGAGUGGAGGCAAAGAUGGAAACCAGGAGAAGGACAAUGGGAACAUUUGAGUGAGCUAACCAGUGACAGCAUUACAGCGAAAAGAGUGUUGGGGGGGG
Molecule: messenger RNA, 10721 nt
Organism: Acanthopagrus latus (yellowfin seabream)
Lineage: Eukaryota; Metazoa; Chordata; Actinopteri; Spariformes; Sparidae
Gene: mgat3b
Product: beta-1,4-mannosyl-glycoprotein 4-beta-N-acetylglucosaminyltransferase b
Exons: 5
Coding region: 1692-3644 (650 amino acids)
Biological process (GO): protein N-linked glycosylation; N-acetylglucosamine metabolic process
Cellular component (GO): membrane
Molecular function (GO): beta-1,4-mannosylglycoprotein 4-beta-N-acetylglucosaminyltransferase activity
Source: RefSeq, a predicted model, not a curated record